Molecule: messenger RNA, 1512 nt
Organism: Hirsutella rhossiliensis
Lineage: Eukaryota; Fungi; Ascomycota; Sordariomycetes; Hypocreales; Ophiocordycipitaceae
Product: histidine phosphatase superfamily (branch 1) domain-containing protein
Exons: 3
Coding region: 1-1512 (503 amino acids)
Molecular function (GO): phosphatase activity
Source: RefSeq, a predicted model, not a curated record
AUGGCCAGGCCACGCCUCAUCAUCGUCAUUCGCCAUGCCCAGUCGGAGGGCAACAAGAACCGCGACAUCCACCAGACCAUCCCCGACCACCGCGUCCGCCUCACUCCCGAGGGCUGGGCCCAGGCAAACGACGCCGGCCGCCGCCUGCGCGCCCUCCUCCGCCCCGACGACUCCCUCCAAUUUUUCACCUCGCCCUACCGCCGCACCCGCGAGACCACAGAGGGCAUCCUCGCCACCCUCACCUCGGACGACCCCGAGCCCUCGCCCUUUCGCCGCCCCGCCAUCAAGGUCUACGAGGAGCCGCGUCUGCGCGAGCAGGACUUUGGCAACUUUCAGCCCUGCAGCGUCGAGAUGGAGCGCAUGUGGCAGGAGCGGGCCGACUACGGCCACUUCUUCUACCGCAUCCCAAACGGCGAGAGCGCCGCCGACGCCUACGACCGCAUCAGCGGCUUCAACGAGAGCCUGUGGCGCCAGUUUGGCGACGACGACUUCCCCAGCGUCUGCGUCUUGGUCACCCACGGCCUCAUGUCGCGCGUCUUCCUCAUGAAGUGGUAUCACUUCACCGUCGAGUACUUCGAGGACCUCCGCAACAUCGACCACUGCGAGUUCCUCACCAUGCGCAAGCAGCCCGACGGCGGCAAGUAUCUCCUCGAGAACAAGCUGCGCACCUGGUCCGAGCUGCGCCGCGAGCGCGCUGUCGUCAACGGCAAGGACGACAACGCGAGCCCCCGCACCGUCGUCGUCAACCGCCGCUGGGGCGGUUGUCCCAACGGCUGCAACCACACCAACCACUUCAACAAGCGCCACGAUCUCGACGCCCUGCGCCAGCGGGACAUUGAGCGCAGCGGAAAGCCCACCAACGGCUCCGGCGCCGCCAUGACCAUUGCCAGUCGCAGGCAGCGCCAUCACCACCACCGCGCUAACCGCCCCCAAGACGCCGACGCCGACGACCCAGGUGCAGCAGCCGCUACCACAACCGCUACCGCCACCGUCGACAACGGCGACGGCGGCGGCGGCGGCGACGACGACGAUCACGCGGUCCCAAAUCCCGCGCCGGCCCCCCGCGCCCGCACCCGCACCCUCGAGGACGUCCUGUCCUCCCCCGACGGCACGCCCUCCUUCAUCACCGCCUCGCACCGCCUCCGCGGCUUCAAGCCGCACGCCCACCACCACCUGCACGUCGGCCGCGACUUUGGUGGCUCCUACUCGGGCCACAAUUCCAUGGCCGGCAGCGACUCGGACCCUUCGUCUGUCGACGACGCCAAUGACGCGCCCUCGCGCCGCCCGCCCGCCUGCCACAACGGCCCCUGCACCGACGGCCACGACGCGGAUGCCGACACCGACGGCGGCGGCGGCGGCGACGUCGACGACGACGACGACGAGAAUGGAGAAUGCGCCGACGGCAGCUGCGCCCUGGCCAACCGCCUAGGCGACGACCCGCGCUCCGCCGCCCUCGACGACUUGGACAAGGCCGAGCGCGAGGACCGCAGCGUCCAGGGGAGCCUCUACUGA